UUAUAAUUAUAAUAAUAAUAAUAAUAUAAGAAAGAAGAGAAUAGAAGAGAGAGAGAGAGAGAGAGAGAGAGAGAGAGAGAAAAUGUGUAUUGCUGCAUGGAUAUGGCAAGCUCACCCUCUCUACCCACUUCUCCUUUUGCUCAACAGGGAUGAGUUCCAUGACAGGCCAACAAAGGCAGUAGGAUGGUGGGGGGAGGGAGCACAGAAGGUGCUGGGGGGGAGGGAUGUGUUGGGGGGAGGGACAUGGAUGGGGGUCACAAAGGAUGGGAGGCUGGCCUUCCUCACCAAUGUCUUGGAGCCCGACUCGAUCCCUGACGCGAAGACGAGGGGAGACUUGCCUCUCCGAUUUCUCCAGAGCAAGAAGAGCCCCGCGACGGUCGCGAUGGAAAUAGCGAAGGAGGCCGAAAACUACAAUGGCUUCAACCUAAUUUUAGCCGAUCUCCGCGCGAAUGUCAUGGUUUAUGUCUCCAACAGGCCCCAGGGAGAGGCUGCAGCUGUUCAAAUCGUUCCGCCGGGACUCCAUGUCCUCUCCAAUGCGAAACUUGAUAGCCCCUGGCCAAAGGCGCAACGGCUCGGUACGAAGUUCAGAGAGUUUCUGUGGGAACAUGGCGAGGAAGAGAUGAUCGAACAGAAAGAAAUGGCCGAGAGGCUGAUGAAGGACACCACUAAAGCUGACAAAGAUCAGCUGCCCAACACGGGCUGCGACGCGAAUUGGGAGCUCAACCUGAGCCCCGUAUUCGUCGAAAUCGACACCAAACAAGGACGGUACGGGACUAGAAGCACUGCGGUUCUGUCGGUGACGGCGAACAGAGAUGUGAGCUUCUACGAGAAGUACUUGGAGGGCGGCGUAUGGAAGGAUCACACUGUGGAGUACCAUAUAGAGAAGAUUUGAAACAAGCAUAUUUUUACAGCACUGAACAAGUAGCAGAGAUCGAACAACCCGCGUUGUUCGAUAGCUUUUAAUUUUAAUUUUUAAGCAGAAUUAUGUUGCUUCUGAUGUAAUGCAUGAAAUGUAUCUGGUUUUAUGGAGUGUCUCAUCAUGUAAAAAAAUGGUUCUAAGUACCAGAUAAAAAACUAGUACUUGGUAUACCAUGUUACUUUUCUCAAGACCUGGUGUUAUCUACCAACUCAUUUAUGUUAAGUUUUGCAUAAAACAAGAGUAUAUAAAAAAAUUAAGCAUUGUAUCAA
Messenger RNA from Ananas comosus (pineapple), 1188 nucleotides. RefSeq names its product transport and Golgi organization 2 homolog. The coding region runs from base 83 to 892 and encodes 269 amino acids. The transcript is spliced from 5 exons. Lineage: Eukaryota; Viridiplantae; Streptophyta; Magnoliopsida; Poales; Bromeliaceae. The record is from RefSeq and is a predicted model, not a curated record.